Wallemia ichthyophaga EXF-994 is the source of this 1437-nucleotide messenger RNA. Its product is annotated as Peptidyl-prolyl isomerase CWC27. The transcript is spliced from 3 exons. Gene Ontology annotation, molecular function: peptidyl-prolyl cis-trans isomerase activity. The record is from RefSeq and is a predicted model, not a curated record. Bases 1 to 1437 code for a protein of 478 amino acids. Gene Ontology annotation, cellular component: catalytic step 2 spliceosome. Lineage: Eukaryota; Fungi; Basidiomycota; Wallemiomycetes; Wallemiales; Wallemiaceae. Gene Ontology annotation, biological process: protein peptidyl-prolyl isomerization.
AUGAGCAGUAUCUAUAACUUAGAGCCAUAUACGAAUGGGAAGGUCCUCCUACAGACAACUGUUGGUGAUAUCGAAUUGGAAUUAUGGGGAAAAGAGUGUCCAAAAGCUGUUCGUAACUUUAUCGCUCUUUCUUUAGAAGGUUACUACGAUAAUUGCAUUUUCCAUCGGGUCGUACCUGAGUUUAUAGUUCAAUCCGGUGAUCCUACAGGCAUUGGUACUCGCGGUGAAUCGUUCUUUGGUGAACCUUUCGAAACUGAACCACACCAACGUCUCCGUUUCAAUAGAAGGGGUUUAGUUGGUAUGGCACACUCUGUCGACCCAGACACAGCAGAACGCGACAAUAGAGGCAGAAUUCUGCGCACCAACACCUCCCAAUUCUUCAUAACUAUGGCAAGCACACCAGAACUCACUGGUACAAACACGUUAUUCGGUAGAAUUGUCGGUGAUACCAUCUUCAACGCUCUCAAAAUUGGCUCUUACGAAACUGAUUCGAAUGAAAAACCCCUCUAUCCACCCAAAAUUAAGUCUAUAAAGAUCCUGAUCAACCCUUUUGGCGAUAUCGUCCCUAGAAUUACCCGUGCUGAGAGAAUAUCUCAAAGUAGAGCGAAAGAGGAGAGACAAAAAGAGCGCACAGAGGAAAUGGCUAAACUUGGUCGAAAAAAAGCAAAGAAGAACACAAAACUGUUGAGUUUCGGCGAGGAGGAGGAGACUGACGAGCAACCAGUCCAGCCUAGCAAAAUUAAAUCAUCUCAUGAUCUCCUAGACGAUAAUACACUGCUAAAAGAGGAUGAUACUGGGCGAAGUGGGAAGGGUUAUAUUGAAAAAAGUGAGACUGAGGAAAAACAGUCGAGUAAUCGGGACAAGAGCAUUGAAAAUAAACCUAAAAAGACCCCUGAUCUCUCUUCUAUACGUAAACAAUACACUGAAAACACAGACACGGACCUCAAAGAAUCCAUACGACACACAGAAGAUGCCAUACAAUCUAUUAAAGGUGGCAAUAAGGGUGAUGAAGGGAAAGCGACAAAGAAAGAACCCAACGAUGACUACACGGCGAUGUUGUCCUCGUACAAAAACAAAAACAAAAAUGCAACCAAGGCGAACAAGAAGAUCAAUACACUUGAUCGCCUUAAGGCUUUCAAGGAGGGAUUGAAGGGGGUGAGUGUGCAGGACGAACCAGGCGACAAGAAGGUUGAAGAUAACGCUAACACACCAAUUGACGCACCUUACGACUAUGACAAAGACGACGACGAUGACCCUAAUUGGAUGAACCAUCAACUCCACUCCUCGCAAACAGACCGGCUUCAGGACGACCAAGCUCGCAGGGCUGAGGUCGACUAUGACGUCAUCGAUCCGCGUCAAUUCAAGCGUGCACGGAAGCAUGAGAAUCCCAACAGUGACAUACGCGGCCGGAGUGGAGGUGCGUAUUCGAGGAGGUAG